AUGACUUGUAUUGAAUGCGUUGCUAAUAUGCUUCUGCGGUGGGGGUUUUGCAGCCUGGAUUUCAGGGAAGGGAGUAGCCUAAACAAGAUGACAGCUGUCUCCCCAGAUCCUCACACUCUGGUCUCAAGUGAACAGAACAAAGUCCUUAGGAUGGAGACUCCCGGGAAUCCAGAAGCUCUCAUGAAAAGAGACACUGCUGACCCAGAGUCUUUCAGACAGAGGUUCAGGUGGUUUUGUUACUCUGAAGAGGCUGGACCCAGAAAAACUCUGAAUCAGCUAUGGGAGCUUUGCGUUCAGUGGCUGAGACCAGACAUCCACACGAAAGAACAGAUUCUAGAGCUUUUGGUGUUUGAGCAGUUCCUGACCAUCUUGCCUGGGGAGAUCAGGAUUUGGGUCAAAUCACAACAUCCUGAGAGUAGUGAGGAAGUGGUGACCCUAGUAGAGGAUUUGACCCAAGUGCUUGAAGAAAAGGAAGAACCAGUCUCUCAAGAUUCUGUUAUUUCCCAAGAGGAGAACCCUGAAGAAGAUAAAACUGUUUCUAUUCUUCCAAAUACUGAGUCCCAGGAAUCCAUGACACUCAAAGAUGUGGCUGUCACCUUUUCCAGAGGAGAGUGGAGGAAACUGGAACCUUCUCAGAAGGAGAUAUAUAAGGAAGUGCUGCUGGAGAACUAUAGGAACCUAGAAUUUCUGGGCUUUCCAGUUUCCAAGUUAGAUUUGGUUUCCCAGCUGAAGUGGGCUGGACUACCACGGCUGCUGCAAAAAGAAGUCUCCAAAGAUGUUCUUAUGGAAGAAUCGACUUUGGAUAAAAUAAUAGAAAGGUAUCUAAUGAGUAGCGAUUGUGACUCUGUGGGAGAAUCCUGGAAACAUUAUGGCAGAUUCGAGGAUGGUUGUAGCAAUAGGGAACAUUCACAAGGACAAAUCACACAGAAGAAAACUCAUGGGAGAGGCAGUAAGGGUGAAGAAUUUGACCCAGAAAGGAGUCCCUUUGGAAGUAGCUUCAAACCACCUUCCGAUCUAAUUAAACAUCUGAGAGUCUACUUAAGGAAGAAAUCUCGGAGGUACAAUGAAGGCAAGAAACCCUUCAGUUUUCAUUCAGACCUUGUUCCAAACCGCAAAGAACACAGUGGUGAAAAGCCAAGGAAAUGUAACGAAGGCAGAAAAGCUUUAAGUCACUCUUCUUCUCGGACUGAACAUCAGAAACAUCAGAAAAGCCGUGGGGGGGAGAAGUCUCAGAAGUGUAGUAACUGUGGAGUAGCCUUUACUCAAAGCUCAUCCCUCAGUAAGAAAAACUCCUCUACGUGUGAAAAAUGUUUGAAAGAUUUAGGUCAAGAUACAUCCAUAGAUAAAGACGAGGGAACUGAGACUGGAGAAGGAACCCAUAAAUGCAGCAAAUGUGGAAAAGCCUUUGGCUAUAGCGCCUCACUCACCAAGCAUAGGAGAAUUCACACUGGGGAGAAACCCUACAUGUGCAAUGAGUGUGGAAAAGCCUUCAGUGACAGCUCAUCUCUCACACCACACCACCGAACUCACAGUGGAGAGAAGCCCUUCAAGUGUGAUGACUGUGGGAAAUCUUUUACCCUAAGCGCCCACCUCAUUAAACAUCAGAGAGUUCACACUGGUGAAAAACCCUAUAAAUGUAAAGACUGUGGGAGGCCCUUCAGUGACAGUUCAUCUCUUAUUCAGCAUCAGCGAAUUCACACUGGAGAAAAACCCUACACAUGUAACAACUGUGGAAAAUCCUUUAGUCACAGCUCAUCCCUUUCCAAACAUCAGAGAAUUCAUACUGGAGAGAAACCCUAUAAAUGUGGUGAGUGUGGGAAAGCCUUCAGACAGAAUUCUUGCCUUACCCGACAUCAGAGGAUUCACACUGGAGAAAAACCAUAUUUGUGUAAUGAUUGUGGGAUGACUUUUAGCCAUUUUACAUCUGUAAUUUAUCAUCAGAGGCUUCAUUCGGGAGAAAAACCCUACAAGUGUACCCAGUGUGAGAAAGCCUUCCCUACCCAUUCACUCCUCAGCCGUCAUCAGAGAAUUCACACGGGUGUCAAGCCUUAUAAAUGUAAGGACUGUGGAAAAUCCUUCAGUCAGAGUUCGUCUCUCAAUGAACAUCAUCGGAUUCAUACUGGAGAGAAACCCUAUGAAUGUAACUACUGUGGGGCAACCUUUAGCCGGAGCUCAAUCCUUGUAGAACACCUGAAAAUUCAUACUGGAAGGAGGGAGUAUGAAUGCAAUGAGUGCGAGAAAACAUUCAAAAGUAAUUCUGGCCUCAUCAGGCAUCGGGGAUUUCACUCUGCAGAAUAA
Budorcas taxicolor (takin) is the source of this 2298-nucleotide messenger RNA. RefSeq names its product zinc finger protein 483 (gene ZNF483). The transcript is spliced from 6 exons. Lineage: Eukaryota; Metazoa; Chordata; Mammalia; Artiodactyla; Bovidae. Gene Ontology annotation, biological process: regulation of DNA-templated transcription. The record is from RefSeq and is a predicted model, not a curated record. Bases 1 to 2298 code for a protein of 765 amino acids.